Messenger RNA from Exserohilum turcica Et28A, 1038 nucleotides. RefSeq lists its product as uncharacterized. The record is from RefSeq and is a predicted model, not a curated record. The coding region runs from base 1 to 1038 and encodes 345 amino acids. The transcript is spliced from 2 exons. NCBI's taxonomy places the organism in Eukaryota, Fungi, Ascomycota, Dothideomycetes, Pleosporales, Pleosporaceae.
AUGACUGACCCAACGUGCGCCCUUUGUGGGAACCCAACCUCCACCAAAUGUGGUGCCUGUGAGUCGACUACCUACUCUCGCUACUACUGCAGCAAAGACUGCCAGGUGAAAGACUGGCCCGACCACAAGACAGAAUGCAAGGAACAUCAGAUCCUAUACUUGGAGAAGCCUCUGAAGAGAAUCGCCGAAAUUGUCCAGCAAGCUUACUACGACUUCCGCAUGAACACUUGGGAUACACCUAUUACCAGGGUUGUCGAGGGUGAUAGCGUUCUCAUACUCCAGGACGAACUGCUGCGCGACGAGGAAAAAUUCUUCGUAAAGUUUCCUGGUCAUCUUACCGAGAGCGAGCGGACCAAGAAGACCAUGCUUUGCUCUUGGAUAUACAAGGAGACGACGGCAUGGAUGUACAAUCUCAUUUUGGGAUUGGUCAAGGGACUUGAUGUAAAACUUGAAGAAGCCACAGUUGAUCUUGGCACUAUUAGUCGAAUGGUCACCGCUUUCACUCCCGUCGGAGAUCGCCAUGACAACUGGCCGGAUUACUUUCACAAUGUUCUCUUCGUUAGUUCUACCAAGCCCAAGAAGAAGUGGGUUAUCGAUAUGGCUGGUGCUCAGUACGGAAUCUAUAAUGCAUUCUGGGAUUGGACCGACUACAAGACAUACUAUGGCGUGAAAGUCCAGGCUGCCUAUCCUUUCGGAACAAACAGAGAUCUCCUGAAAGAGCGAGCCAAGGCCCGCGGUAACCCUUUUAUGACAUUUGGCGUCGUGGGAAUUGUAGCCGCCCAACUCGAUGUGGCGAUCGAGAAAUGGGUUGAGAGCCGUGGUAUGAGUUUGGCCCAGAUGAUCGCGUUGGAUGAAGAUGCCUACGAAGAAGCUAAAAAGAGCCUGCUGGAGAGCAUGGACAGUGCUGUUAGCUCAUAUGUCGCCACAAACGACUUCGACGCUGAGUUCAAGGCGGCAAAGGAUUACGAGCGGAUGAAUCCAGGAAGGAGUGGAAUCGAGUGUCAGGCUAUCGAUGCCGUCUUUUACAAGGGACGUUAG